Acaromyces ingoldii is the source of this 648-nucleotide messenger RNA. RefSeq lists its product as hypothetical. Bases 426 to 632 code for a protein of 68 amino acids. Lineage: Eukaryota; Fungi; Basidiomycota; Exobasidiomycetes; Exobasidiales; Cryptobasidiaceae. The record is from RefSeq and is a predicted model, not a curated record. The transcript has 2 exons.
GCCAAAACGCACUUUCACUUGCAAGCACGUAAGCCGAGUGAGAGGGCACGAUACGCCCUGACUCGGACUACGCGCCCUCGGGCCUCUUCGCUUUUUUUUCUUUUCUAUCAGUCGGGGCAGCUGCGAUGACGUGCCGUGAUCAGCUGGCUGACGGCACUAGCAGCGAGCAAGAGAGAAUGUCCUCGCUUACCCGCCCCGGCACCUCCUUCUUCCGCCAGGAUCUUACGCAGAGCCGGGUCGUUUCUUGGCAGUUACUUUGCCGCCACUCGCGGCAAACAGAGCAGCAGGAGGCUCUCUGUGAAGGGAGAGUGGCAGGCGUCGAGUCUGAUGACGGGCCGGAGCCGCGGUGAAGCAAUGGCAUCACGAUGUGAGAAGAGAGGCCGGAAGAGAGAGGCGAAUGACGCCGGCGAGAAGGAAAUCUCUGCAUGCAAAGCCCCAAGCGUGAAGGGCAAGCCGAAGAGGCCACUGCCGGCAAGUUCAGAAAGAUCAGACUGAGGAGCCCGACGAGAAGACAUAAAAAGACGCUCCUCUCGCCGCGAGAAGUCUUUUUUCCCUUCCCCCAUCGAAAACCCUAUCUUUGCCUUCUUCCCAAGAGCGCUUUCAGCUUCUCCCGCACCACAAGUCAAUCUUGACCUCGGCUGGUCCAAG